Moneuplotes crassus is the source of this 2073-nucleotide messenger RNA. The record is from the annotation of a GenBank genome assembly. Lineage: Eukaryota; Ciliophora; Spirotrichea; Euplotida; Euplotidae.
UCAUCUUUAUGAUUACAAUGCUUUUAAUACUAAUUCCUCAAUAUAGAUGUUCGUAUCGAAGAAUUUGAAGGAAGAUUUGUACUUAAGGCAGAUUGAGAAGGUUAGACAAGUUUUAGAAAAGACUGAUAGUGAUGAUUCAAAAGAACUCCAAACCCUACUAGAAAGCAUAAAGAACAACUUUGAUUUGCUUAAAUUAAAACUUCCCUUUGCUGAUAUAGAAAUAGAAAUAAGAGAGUUUUUCACAUUAUAUGAUAAGAUAAAUAAAUGGGAUGCUGAUUCUCAAUUUGAUAAGCUAAAAUAAAAUGAUUCCAAACCUUGCAUCAGUGUUUGGAAGACUACUUAUGACCAAAUUUGAUCUUUUUACUAAUAAUAAUGUUAAAAGCGCUGACCAGAAGAAACAGAAAUCUUGCAAAAUCCUUAAAUUUGUAGAAGAUAUCCUUAAGCAGAAGUAUGACGAGGACCCGAAUUUAAAAGAAGCAUAUGAAAAAGAGGCUGAGAGUAAUAGGAUUUGUUGGGAUUUUGAGAGUCAUGAGUUCGAAAAGAAGUGGGAAGCGAAAAAUUUGGCAAAAGAGUCGCAGAGUAAAUCUAUUCAGGGGCAUGAGUUUGUGAGACAAGCUGAAUGGCUGAUGACUAAAGACGAAAGGUACAAAACCCACGGUCGCUCUCUCCAAGACUGCUUGUUCAAAGCCUUUGCUAAGUUUGCAGCCAUCGAAGGUGAAGUCUCCGAAGCAGACAAGCAAAGAAUCCAGGAUGAACUCAGAGCAGAGCUUGAAGCACAAAAUAUCGACUACGAAGCAACCAUCUCUCUAUAUCACGACCUCGAAGCAGACUUCGAAGAUGACUCAGAAGAAAUGAAGGAAGAGAAUAAAGAAGAAAACUGAGCCAAUCUUAACAAUAAAGUCGAAUUUGUUGAAAGAGAAGUUGACCUCGGCUUCUUCGAUAGAGAGUUCAUCAACGGCCUAGAUUCCACAAGAGGCGAAGAGUUCAAGUUCUGCGACCAGACGAUGAUCUACCAUGAAUUUAGCGACUCUGUAGAGAUGAGAGUUAAUGUUACUCAAUUCAAAGAGCUUAUUGGGAAGUCACAUGCAUGGAAAAUGCCAAAUGAGAUUAGGUCAUUGAGCAUCUUUAUGGUCAAAGAUGAAAAUAUCAGGAGACAAGGAGGAUACAUAGAAGAAGAAGAGAAUGUAGAUCAUCCUCAAGUAGAUGAAGAUGAUGCAGGAGAAGGAGAAGGUGAUAAAGAGCCAGCUAAAGACCAAAAUGAUGAAGAUGACAUAUCUUCGGUAGAUUCUGAUGAUCCAGAUGAUGUCAGGAAGAAAACGAGGAUAUUCUUAAAUAAAAAGGAUCAGGAAGAAGGUAAAAAGACUUUAUAUAUUUUAUAGAGGAAAAGAAAGCCAUAAUUGCUGAGCAGAAUCAGAACGCAAUAGCUGCAGCUGAAAGUCACAUUGAUAAAAUAGAUAUAGUUCCUUUCCUGAGAGUUUUACCCGAAUCUUUAGAUUCUCUAUCCUUCAGUUGCUUGAAAUAUGAAGAUGCAGUCAAUGCUAAUGAUGUUUAUAACCUAGGAGUCUUUCUAAGGGGAGUGAUAAUGAUAGGAGUAAAGUACCUGACUAUUAAAGAAAUUGACUUUGGAAAUCCAGAGAAUGUCAAGAUGAUUAGAGAUGUCUUUAAGGGGAAUCUUGAUUACUCCCUUCUGAAAUAUUUGUCAUUUUUGAAAUGCAAGAACAUAUGGGAGCUAGAUUCUGACUUGCUCUCUGACCUUAAUAAUCUAGAGAACUUAUCUUUUAGCCACUGUGGAUUGCAUGAUGAACAUCUUGAGCACCUUAAGAAGCUUCUUGAGCCCUUUAAACACAGAAUGCUCAACUCUCUAGAACUGAAUCAUAAUAAGAUCAAGAAUGCUGGCAGAGACAUUAUUGAAAGUUGGGUUAAAGGUGAUACAAAGAGUUUACAAAUCAUAAAGAUCAAUCAUUACAACAACAGCAUAAAAUCUAAGGGGCGCCUAGGCACUAUUGGGUUGAACACUAUUCAUAUGAAUAAAUAAAAAUAUCUGAAGUCCACUAAUUGUCUAAGUUUUGGUCU